AUGCCCCCUGGUGAGCCUCCGGACAUCAGGAUCAGCCCCAACGUCCUCGCGUUUCGCCAGGCGCUCUUCAACCUCUCGCUGUCUCCCACUUCGACGCCCUCCUUGCAUUCUCGAUGGACGCGCCGUUUCAAGUGGUGCAUGAUCUGCUCAAAAGCCUGCCCUGCUGCCGCGGCCGACAGUACACCCUCUAUCACCGGCGGCACCUCAGAGCGCCACCAGCACACCGUCGUCGACCUCUUCGUGCGCAGGUUCGGGCCGCCGCUCGACACGCUCGAGCUGUCAUUCCUCGCGAGCGCGUAUCACCUGUGCAACGCUCCAAUGACGCUUUCCACGCUUUUCGACGAGCACCACGGACGCUCUUCAUUGGCGACGCUCCGCAUGCUGGACCUCGUCGACGUCGCCCUCGCGUGGCUGGAGAUUCCGCGCAAGAUCUCCGAUGCCCUCUGUGGAGACAUGAUCGUCGUGUGGCCGCGCCUCCGGGCAAUGCGCCUCGGGUGUACGGAGCCCGUGCUGGAGCCACCGCCAUCCACGGCCACGCUGCGUGGUCUGCGCUACUUCGCGGAACCGCCGAUCGCCAUGAAACUAUCGUUCUGCCGAGAGCCCACUCCGGAUGACUUCACACGCUGGCACAAACAUUCCCCGCGUGUUCGUUGUAUUCACAGCCAAGAUCCGCGCAAGGUCGUCGAACGCCUCGCAUGCAACGUUUACGAUAUGCUGCAGGCCCGCUGCCCGAAACCAUGCCUCCCGAGCCUCUGCUCGCUCUCCUGCCCCGAGGGGCCGCUUUCCCCUAACAACGGUGUCCUUCUGCCCGUCAGCUUUUACUUCUCGCGGUCUCUGCAAGCGGUGAAACUCGACCUGGUUGACCAUCCCGACUUCGACCACCUGCGCGACGUCAUCAGGGACUUGGCUAUGCUAGCUCCGCACGUAGAGAGCCUCAAGCUCUCUGAACGCUCUACAGAUCAGCUGCAUAGUCUGCGGGGCAUUGAGAUUGCACAGCUCUCUCGUCUGACCAGCUUCAUCGGGCAUGGAGUGUCCAUUGCAUUCGACGCAUUGCUCGCUCUCGGGAGGCUUCCGUAUGUCCGGACGGUCUAUAUCCAACCACGCGCAGAACCCAGCGACUGGAAUGAACUCUCCCGCGAACCGCACGGGGGGUUUUUCGCCGCGCUCCAAGAACUCGACCUAGUAGCGAUGAGGCCCAUGAACGACACCCACGAAUAUUGUCUCACGCUCCUCAAGACCAUCACCCCCACGUCUCUGCACUCCGUCACACUGUAUUUGCGCAGGCCAGAGAAUAACGAAACUGAGGCGCUCUUCACCAGCUUCUCCGUGGCCCUCGGCGGCCUGACCUGCCCCGGCACUCUCCAGCAUAUCACGAUCUUCCUGGGCAACCAAGACCAUGCGGACCACAGCAUCAUCCUCCACUCCCCGUGUUUCAAGCCGUUGCUCGCCCUGCACGCGCUCCGGUCGCUCCGCGUCCAGCAAGGCGCAAAAGUCGUUGUGGACGACUCCAUGCUCGACGCGAUGUCACGCGCGUGGCCCGCCCUCCACACGCUCGAGUUCGAGUGGCCGCGUCCCCGCUGGCGCCGCUUCAGGGGAGCCACGCACCAAUUGCCCCCCGGCACUGACGCCCCAGAUCGCCCCCGGGCGACCCUCGCGGGCCUCGUCCCGCUCGUGCGGCGCUGCGCGGAUCUACGGGAGCUUGCAGUCGCGGUCGACAUGCGCAGCGCCGUGCCGGACUUCGACGGGCUGGGGCACCCGCCCGUCCCCCUGCAGGGCGGUGCAGGGUGCAAGGUGAGGCGAUUGCAGACGUGUGGGUGGUUAGUUGGGGACGACGUGUUCGCGGUCGCGUCUUUUUUGUCACUUGUGUUCCCGGAGCUGUCUCAUAUCGAGUGGUCCCCGCCAGGGUCGUGGGCUUGGCGGAGGUUUGAAGUAACGUACAGGAGGCUUGUCGUGGUGCGCACGCAAGAGAGAAAGUGGGCGCUGCGUAAUGGCAAGGACCACAAGCAGCCGGUGUUGUUGUAG
Trametes versicolor FP-101664 SS1 is the source of this 2022-nucleotide messenger RNA. RefSeq lists its product as uncharacterized. The record is from RefSeq and is a predicted model, not a curated record. The transcript is spliced from 3 exons. The coding region runs from base 1 to 2022 and encodes 673 amino acids. NCBI's taxonomy places the organism in Eukaryota, Fungi, Basidiomycota, Agaricomycetes, Polyporales, Polyporaceae.